AGUAACACCGCAACGCACGCACGCACACUCAUUGCCCGGUGACGAGCAAGAGGACGGUACACACGCCGCGAUAGCGAGAGAGAGUGCACCGAUCGUCUUCUGCCUUUUCCUAUCUUCACCACACCGUCUUCUCUCGCCGGCGAACCCCUUUCCUCUCUCCACUUCUUCGCUCCUACCUCGCAAAUAACCCCGCCGCCGCCGCCAUGGAGACGGCCGAGGCUCCGCCGACCAACGGCGCUGUCCAGUCACCCGUACAGUUGCGCGAGCACGAACUGAAGGACUAUGCCUUGCCGACGAGCAGGUUGACCAUGAAGCUGGGGGAGAAGGACAGGGGCCGGACGCCGCUGGUGCUGUGCGCGUGCGGCAGCUUUUCGCCCAUCACAUAUUUGCAUCUGAGGAUGUUCGAGAUGGCCAAGGACUGGGCAAGGUUGAACACUAACUACGUCGUCGUGGGCGGAUACUUAUCGCCCGUCGGUGACGCGUACAAGAAGAAGGGCCUCGCCCCCGCUGAAGACCGGAUAAAGAUGUGUGAGCUGGCAGUCGGGAUGGGCCAGGAACAAGGCUCCGCCUUCAUAAUGGUGGACACUUGGGAGCCGCUGCAGUCGGAGUAUCAACCGACUGCCAAAGUGCUGGACCAUUUCCGUUACGAAAUCAACGAGCGGCUGGGCGGAAUAGACGACGGCACAGGCAAUAAGAUUCCCGCAAAGAUUGCGUUGCUCGGCGGCGCCGAUCUGGUGGAAACGUUUGUGUCACCAGGCGUGUGGGCAGAGGCCGAUCUGGAUCACAUCCUUUGCGAUUUCGGAGCAUUCGUCAUCGAGAGAGCGGGCACUGAUCUCGACGACGUGCUUUCAAAGCUGAAGCCGAAGUGGAGGGACAACAUCAAGGUCAUACACCAGCAAAUACGCAACGACGUCAGCAGCACCAAGAUACGCACGUUUUUGAGAAAGGAUAUGAGCAUACGUUUUUUGGUUCCUGAUCCAGUGAUCAAAUACAUCGAAAAGAAGCAGCUUUACAUAAAUGGAGAGGGAAUUGAACAAACAUGAUCUGACUGUUCACCAUCCAUUUCCAGUCUUAUAUCGUCGAUGCCAUCAGCCGCUACAAAUACCACGGCACACCGGGAGGUUCGGAACACUUUUGGCAGGACACCCGAGCAGUGAUUGCGUUACUGCCACAAAACACUCCUUGGUGGCUCUGCAUUGUGAUAAUGGGUCAUGCGUGAUGCUUUUUCGUCUUUGUCGUUAAUAUAUAUACCACUCUAGAAGGUGUGCUUGCCGUUGGGAAUGGGCAACGGCGUGGCCUGUCUUAUUCAGAGGAAUUUUGGCUUCAGUUCCUCUCGAGCUUUUAAGCACGUAUCACAAUCAUCGUCGUCACACUAUCAAUCGGGCGGAUAGCAUGUGCAUAGAGACUUUCUGCGAGCUAAGCUCCUCUUGUUCUUGCAAGCUUCGAUCGGUUGGAAAGCGUGAAGCUUGAAAAAUGAGCGGUUUACUAGUGUCGACCACGUUCGCUCCCACAUCACUGUGUUUCCCACAUAUCCUGCGUAUCCUCA
Verruconis gallopava is the source of this 1546-nucleotide messenger RNA. RefSeq names its product nicotinate (nicotinamide) nucleotide adenylyltransferase. Gene Ontology annotation, molecular function: nicotinate-nucleotide adenylyltransferase activity; nicotinamide-nucleotide adenylyltransferase activity. The transcript has 8 exons. Bases 204 to 1043 code for a protein of 279 amino acids. Gene Ontology annotation, biological process: NAD+ biosynthetic process. The record is from RefSeq and is a predicted model, not a curated record. Lineage: Eukaryota; Fungi; Ascomycota; Dothideomycetes; Venturiales; Sympoventuriaceae.